GCGUUACCAUCGCGUGAUGUGCACGUGCAAAUGAUAACCAGUUUAAGUCCAAUUAAACAGCGGAUUGUCCGUUCAGUAUGAUAAGUAGAGUUUAGGAUUAGUAGGAGACUUUGGGGACAGUGUAGAGGACGAACGUCACCUGUGCGGACAGCGGGCUACCAUUUCUUUUACACCGGCUUUCUUUGCUGACGUCCAUCGGUUAACUUCGCUUUUUCUGAUCAAUCCAAGCCAUUCCUGCCAUGACGGCAUAUCACGAGAAAGCAAGUUUGGCAAAUAAACAAUGCCACCAUAUAAAACAAGUAGAAGGGAAACAAAGAAGCAUUAAUAAUCCACAUGACAGUGGUAAAUCUACACGUAGAAGAAUUCUCAGGACAGGUAACCACAAAACAUAUAAUUACAGUGAACCACCCGGGGGACACAAUGCCACAGAUGACUGUAAUCCUUACCUUCAAAAGGAAGGAUCGUGCGAAAUCCCACCGGAGAAGCAUGCGGCCGGUGGCGCCAUCUCUGAACCAAGUUUGAAUUCGAAGCAACAUCUCCCACGUCAAUGGAAUGAAAGCACAAUUGGAAUUAAGGAGGAAGAACUUCUUUCACGUCAUUGGCAUGGACCUCCAAGUAAAAUAUUUAGCUCUUCGUGGUGGAGUCUUCCAAAACGCCUGAAAACUUUCGAUUUUUUCCCAAGAACCUGUCCUGUGCACGCCGAAGAUUUGGCACUGGCUGGUUUUAUCUACACAAACACGUGGGAUCUCGUCGAAUGCCCUUUUUGUGUGGGACAGCUUAUGAACUGGGGACCAGAGGACAUCCCGUUCCUUGAACACAAAAGACACUUUCCAUAUUGCAUCUUUGUCAAAGAACAAAGCAAAACACCACUGAAAGACGACUCGCACAGACAAAAUGUAAGAUUAAUGAACCCAUGGAAUACAGGCGGGUCCAGAGAUAAAGCAGGAAAUCCCUUCAAUGAAGACACAACGGCUCCAGUCAGUUGCCCACUGUCAAAAGACAUGACGGCAGAGUACAAUCGCCUGAGUACAUUUGACCACUGGCCUAAAGAUUGCCCCGUUCGUCCAGUAGAAUUGGCAAGGGCUGGCUUCUACUAUACUCCUCGUUCUGACCGUGAUGAUCGAGCUACAUGCGCUUUUUGUAAUGGCAGUAUUCACAAGUGGAUCAAAGGGGACACAGCAUUAGGGGAGCACACCCGUUUAUUCCCCGACUGUCCUUUUGUGAAAGAAAAGCAGGCCGACGCCAGGAGUAAGGACAUCGCUCUGAAUGUUUUGAAGACCAUUGGAAAAGAAAAGUCGUCUGAAACGUUUUCACAACCUAAAGCAUUCCCAAGAGAUGUAAGCAAGUCAACCCAAGCACCAGAAGAAAUCUCUGGAGCUCGAAAAUAUGGCAAAACAAAAGGGCCCCAGGUUCCGGUCUCUAAUACAAACCGUCAACACCCAAAGGAAUCUGCAAAACGAAGAGACCUGAAUAGUGCUACAAAACUUAACCCUCUUUAUCCAGAAUACGUCCAGGCAAAAGAUAGAUUUAGCACUUUCUACGAAUGGCCGGAUCACAAGACCCAAAGAGCACAGGACCUUUCCCGGGCAGGUUUCUUUUAUGAGGGAAACCUUGACAUUGUUCUGUGCUUCCAUUGUGGGGUGGGUCUCUGCGGGUGGCAACCGGAAGAAGAUCCUUGGAUUGAGCAUGCGCGGUGGGCUCCGACUUGCGAGUUUUUGCAAAUUACGAAAGGAAGCGAUUUCGUUAAAGACGUUCAGCGAGGAAUGAGCAUUCAAGGAAAAUCUAAGAGCGAACCAAUACCCGUCUCUGCUAAACUGGACACAAGCGAAAUGGAAGCUAAGAUGCUUAAUCCUAUUACUCAGAAGGCUAUGGAGAUUGGAUAUUCCAAAGACGUAGUGCGUAGAGUGGUCCAAAAGCGAUUGGAGGACAACGGCGCCGAGUUUCCAAAUUUACAGUCACUUUUACAGGCUCUUUUGGAUGCCGAGGAGCAGUAAUAUAGCUGUGAUGAUUUGAAAAAAAA
Molecule: messenger RNA, 2020 nt
Organism: Lingula anatina
Lineage: Eukaryota; Metazoa; Brachiopoda; Lingulata; Lingulida; Lingulidae
Product: death-associated inhibitor of apoptosis 2-like
Biological process (GO): regulation of cell cycle; negative regulation of apoptotic process
Cellular component (GO): nucleus; cytoplasm
Molecular function (GO): cysteine-type endopeptidase inhibitor activity involved in apoptotic process
Source: RefSeq, a predicted model, not a curated record